AAACUUGUACAGUUGUGCAUGAGUCAGAGAUAAGUUCUCUGCAGUAAGGUACCACAUACCUGGCCUCUGUGUCACCGGACCUGAUCAGAACCGUACCGUGAGUAUAAUACCCGUUUUCGGUACUCAGGGAUCACAGCGUGAGACAUUUCUCCUGUCUGAGGCAACAGGGAACAUGGAAUGGACAGUUUAAUCACAAUCAAGAGUGCAAACGCAGAGGGAGUAUCAGGUGUUUCAGGGAAAGUUACAGAGAGUGUGACCACCACAACCAGACUUACCUCCCUUCCUCCAAAGGGCAGCAGUAGUUCAGCGAGCACACAGCGAGUGCUCACAUCGACCUCUAGCUCUAGUUCAGGUUCAGGUUCAGGUUCUGGAGGAACAGUACUGGUGGAGAGGAGGAUCAUCACCCAGAGCAGCGGAGGAGGAGGAGGAGGAGGAGGAGGAGGGGGCAGUAGUAAUGUCAUAUCCUCAGGUGGCUCCAGCAGCAGUACAGUGCAGGUUGUAACUGGUGGCGUAAGCGGAGGGCCGUCUGUGACUUCAUCUUCAAGCGGAGCCGCUGGAGGUUCGGGAGCGUCCCGUAUAACCUCCUCCAUCACUACAGUCGGAGGCGGAGGUUCUGCAAACACUUUCGAGUCCGGCUCGUCUUCUCAGUUUGUGUCCAGCUCUUCUGCGGACUUCGGGAGCCUUUCAGGUGGUUCUCUAAAUCUGUCAGGGGGUGGGGCUUACUCAUCUAUCAUGUCCUCUGGAGGAGGGGCUUCUUCGACUCUUAUAUCAGUGGGAGGCUCCAGCAAAUACACCUCCUCCGCCACAAGCACCAUGAAGAGUGCUACUUACUCACCUGUCACACAGAGGAAAAGCAGCCUGACCCUGCGCACUGCAGGAUAUGAAGGAAGUUCCAGCGGCAACUCCUCCCCUGAAUACACUAGGAAAGAGUAUGCAGCAGCAAGUGCAGCCACCCGAGGCCGUACCCAGACAAGAGAAAGUGAAAUCAGAGCCAGACUGCAGAGUGCCUCUCCAUCCACUAGAUGGACUGAGCUGGAUGAUGUAAAGAAACUUCUCAAAGGAAGUCGCUCCAGUAGCAGCAGCCCCCCUCGCUCUCCCACCAAUACACUACCUAUACCUAAAAAAGCAAGUGUGGACACACGGAUAGAGAGCCACUCAGGUUAUGACACCUCUAUCCUGGAGUCUGCAUACAGUGGAUAUGCCUAUCACACCAACCCCAACAACCUCAGCCCCACUGCCACACUACAACACAACAUGGGGCUGCAGAACAACAUGACUUUGAACUCUUCAGUUAUGAGCGGUGGACUUUCUGCUGGAAAUGCAGUUUACGGGAUGCAGAAUAACCUGGGCAGCGGUGCCGGUGUGGCGGUCACUGCGAAUGGGAUCAGUGUUGCUCCAGUCUAUGGAGUGCAGAAGAACAUUGUGAGCACUACCACGUCCACUACUGCUGCAGCCGUCCCCAGCAGCUCUGUCGCUACUGACGACGUGUUCGUUAAGGAUUACAAGUUUAUGCUGCUGGAGAAAGACAAUGCUCCAGUAAAGAAGGAAAGCGAAAGGCUGAUUAUGUCGAAAGACACGGGCAAAACAUUCACGUCCACCAUGUCCGGUACAGGACAAUCAGCCACGUUUUCAGAUGACUCGCUGAAAAGGGAGAAAAAAAUGAUCUCUGGGACCACAGAAACAGUAACAGUGUCGAACGGUGUCAGGGUUGCUUCAACAAAGGACAAAGCCACAUAUGCAGAGAUUCGUAAAGAUGACUCCGAGGGAGGUGGGAUGGGAUUCUGUUCCUGUUGUACAUGGUGGAAAUGGCUGCUUGGAUUGCUGUUGGGUCUGCUCUUACUGCUGGGGCUCCUCUGUGGACUCAUCGCUCUCGCUGAGGAACUAAAGGCCCUAAAAAUUCGUGUAGAAAAGCUAGAAGGCGGAGGAAGCACUAAAAGCGCUUACACGGGUCCUAUGCCAGCAUCUGUGAACAUUUUAAAUCCACUGGAAUCUGUACAAUAUGAACGCGGUGGAAUAACACGAUCAGAAAACACUAUACAGCUGGGAUCUGACCCCAUGCAGUCCGACCCAGUCGCACUGCAGAGGACCGUAAGACAACUCGUUCAGUCUGAGUUACAGUCAGACAGCAUUAGAGCUACACUGGCAUACUCACUAAAAGGAGAGAAAGGGGAACCUGGGGUAAAAGGUGACCCGGGAGCUCCUGGGAUUAAAGGUGAUGCAGGAUUUCCUGGAGUGCCAGGUUCUCCUGGUCCCCCUGGUCAUCCAGGACAAGAAGGUGCAAGAGGACCUAAAGGAAGUGCUGGUGAGCCAGGGCAUGAUGGCCCACCUGGACAGAGAGGACGUGAGGGACCAACAGGGCCCAGAGGAGAGCCAGGCCCUCCUGGAGUUGGUGAGAAAGGAGAGAAAGGGACAUCUGGAGAUCCUGGACCCCCUGGACCUGCAGGACCAUCUGGACCUAUGGGACUCAGAGGUGAAGUGGGUGCUUCAGGUAAUGCAGGUCUUCCAGGGGCUCCUGGUCCUCAAGGCUUCCGUGGAGAGACUGGUGAUCCUGGACCGAAAGGGGAAAGAGGACCUGCAGGACCUCCUGGAGCUAAAGGUGAUCAAGGAGAAAAAGGGCCCCGUGGUGUUACCGGAGAACCAGGGCAGCCAGGACCCAUCGGUCCACCAGGGGAGAAAGGACCCAAAGGAUCAGCAGGUUCCCCUGGGCCAGAUGGUGCAAAAGGAAAUCGUGGGGACCAAGGACCAACUGGGUUGCCUGGUCCACGUGGGCCAGCUGGACCUCCAGGAGAUGCCGGAGUGCCAGGAACUCCUGGGCUUCAAGGCCCACCAGGUUUGCCAGGAACACCAGGUCAGCCUGGUGCUAAAGGUGAAGCAGGUGAACCUGGCAGAGUUAUCACUGCAGGCUCUUCUUCCAACACUGUGGCAAUUCCUGGGCCACCUGGACCUGCUGGACCAGCUGGGCCUGCUGGAGCUCCUGGACUGUCGGGUCCCAUUGGCCCUGCCGGUCUUCCUGGCCCCCCCGGACCUAAGGGAGAAAGGGGUGAAAAGGGUAAUGAUGGAGAACCUGGAGUUUCUGCUAAAUCUGUUGAAAGAGUUAGGUUUGAGCCUGCUCUUCCUGGUCCUCCUGGGCCCCCUGGACCACCUGGAGAACCUGGCAAACCUGGUGAGGGCAAAACGGGCCAACCAGGACCCCCAGGUCCCCCUGGAGCGCCAGGUGUUGGACUACCUGGUCCACCUGGUGACAAAGGUGAACCAGGAAGCUUUGUUCCUACCUCAGAAACCUUUUUUGCUGGACCUCCUGGACCUCCUGGUGCUCCAGGAGAGCCUGGACAUCCUGGACUACCAGGAGAACCUGGAAUUGGUUUUCCAGGACCUGAAGGUCCAACUGGGCCCCCAGGUCCUGAAGGCCUACCAGGCCCACAGGGACCACCAGGCCCAGAAGGUCCACCAGGGCCGAAAGGUGAUGCUGGUGUCCCAGGGGCCCCUGGCAUCCCAGGAUAUUCUUAUGGUGCAGGCAGAAGUUCACCUGGACCACCUGGUCCACCCGGACCUCCAGGGCCUCCUGGACCUCCUGGUGAUGGCUCUGGCUCUCCAGAUAUUUCUCAGCAGCUUAACAAUCUUCUUAGAAAUGACGGCAUUAGGGAAUACUUAGCUGGUCCUCCUGGGCCUCCUGGACCACCUGGAAGUUUAUCUGAUGAUAAUUUGGCUAAUCGUGUAAUCAGUUACAUCCAAAGGGAGGACGUGAGGAAGUUUCUGGUAGGUCCCCCAGGACCACCCGGUCCUCCGGGUAUUCCAGGCCUCAACCCACAGGAAGUAGCUGGAAGAGUCCUCAAUCUCAUGAAUGAGCAGGGUAUGCUAACCCAAGCUGGACCCCCAGGAUCCCCUGGAUCCCCAGGAUUAGCCUAUAGUGAUCUACCAGUUCUCCUACAAAACGCUGGUUUUAGAGGUCCACCUGGACCUCCGGGACCUCCUGGACCUCAGGGCCCUCCUGGAAUCACAGGAAGCCUGGUGUCAUAUGCUGAGAACGCAAAUCAAGAGCCGAUCCGUGCCGAACUGCAGGAAUAUGUGAAGAGUGGCAGGGUGUUCCGUGAAGAACCAAGCCAUCAUUUUCCAAAGAGCAAACAUUUGCCGGUUGAGACUUUGGACUACCCCAGUAUUGCAGAACAAGUGGUGAACUACAUCAAAACUCAUGGUUUAUUGUUGCGGGAACUCAAAGAUAUUCAAGGACCACCUGGUCCCCCUGGACCACCUGGACGUCCUGGAAUCAGCCAUUCAUACAAUGCUUAUGGCAACAUGACCGAGCUAAUUAAAAUGAUUAGAGACAAUGGCAUGGUUGGACCACCAGGAAAACCUGGACAAAAAGGAGAAAUAGGAUAUCCUGGUCCCAGGGGACUAAAAGGUCCAAGGGGUGAGCAAGGCAUCCCUGGUCUACCAGGACUUCCUGGCAAUGACGGACUAAGAGGACAAAAAGGAGAAAAAGGAGAAGCUGCCUACUUAAACCACAAAAGAAAGAGAAGCACAGGUGUUUAGUAUGACACAGGAUGAAUCGAUGAACUUUUCAGAAACUUUCAGAAACUUCAGAUAUUUUUGUUUGCAAUUUUGUGUAAUAGCAAAAAAAAAAAACAUCAGACAGGGAAAUACAUAACAAUCUAUACUUACAGAACUGAAAGUACACAAAUAAUUGCAAUGCCUAACUUACAGUCAAGAUGGCAUAAUAAAAUGUGUGUACAUUUUUCAUUCCAUGUAUGAUCCAAAAGAUCAUACAUGCAUUGUAAUCAAAGUUUAUGCUCAAGUGUGGUAUUUCAUCAACUUUCUUAUUCAGGUAUACCUUUUUCUACUCUGAAUUUUUUGAAGAACAUGUUUUAACUACAACCUUUUAAAACUUUUGGUUUGAGUAACCAGAACUCUUUUAAAAAAAAUAUAUAUUUUACUUAGAAAAGCUCUGACACUGGAGUCUAAUCUCCUUAGUUUCAUAUUUGUAGUAUGGGAUUUUCCUUAUAUUUUAAAAAUGAUUUAUACUUUUUUAAUAAAAAAAAACAUCAUUUACUUCAUUAAUAAUUAGGCUCGUGAACCAAACUUAUUUUCUUAUGUGUCCUGGAGGGCAUUGAGUUUACUGUUUGCUAUAAUUGUCAAUGUCAAUACUAAUGCUAGUGUCUAUGGAGCAGUACUAAUGAUGUCAAUGGGGCAGUUGCAGUAAAAGCUUUGUACAAAUGACCAGAUAUUUGUGAGUUACCAGAUAUCCACUGUUACAUGUAAAAG
Molecule: messenger RNA, 5259 nt
Organism: Clarias gariepinus (North African catfish)
Lineage: Eukaryota; Metazoa; Chordata; Actinopteri; Siluriformes; Clariidae
Gene: col17a1a
Product: collagen, type XVII, alpha 1a
Exons: 53
Coding region: 178-4530 (1450 amino acids)
Source: RefSeq, a predicted model, not a curated record